GGUUUAUCGGUCUGCUAUUUGUGAUGGCUUUAGGAUUCUUCUGUCUCGCUAUCUUCCUUUACCUAAGUCUCGAUCCUGAUUCCGGUUACACAACUGCCUCCGCCGCUGCUUCUGGUAAAGAAGGUGUCGAGAUUACUUAUGGAAGUGCGAUUAAGCUGAUGCACGAGAAAACUAAAUUUCGAUUGCAUUCUCAUGAUGUGCCGUAUGGAUCCGGUAGUGGUCAGCAAUCAGUUACUGGUUUUCCAGGCGUCGUUGAUUCCAACAGCUAUUGGAUUGUUAAACCUGUGCCUGGGACAAAAGACAAGCAAGGUGAUGCUGUGAAGACUGGAGCAACCAUUAGAUUGCAGCAUAUGAAGACCAGAAAAUGGCUUCACAGUCACUUGCAUGCAUCUCCUAUAUCAGGGAACUUAGAGGUUAGCUGCUUUGGAGAUGAUACAAAUUCCGAUACCGGGGAUCACUGGAAGCUUAUAAUCGAAGGAAGUGGGAAGACAUGGAAACAGGACCAAAGAGUCCGGCUUCAACACAUAGACACUAGUGGCUACCUCCAUAGCCAUGACAAGAAGUACCAACGUAUAGCUGGUGGUCAGCAAGAGGUGUGUGGAAUUCGGGAGAAGAAGGCAGAUAACAUUUGGUUGGCAGCAGAAGGAGUCUACCUUCCCCUUAAUGAGAGCAGCAAGUAAGGUCCACAUCAACCUAAGUCUCCAAAUACAUUGUAAUAACUUUAAAUGUUCCCUAUAAAUUACUUUUGCUUUU
This is a messenger RNA of Arabidopsis arenosa, 753 nucleotides long. NCBI's taxonomy places the organism in Eukaryota, Viridiplantae, Streptophyta, Magnoliopsida, Brassicales, Brassicaceae. The record is from the annotation of a GenBank genome assembly.